AUUCGCGUCACCACUCGCUCGAGAAGCCGGAGCUCUAUUGCCUCAUUCCGCCCAUGAGUUCGGCCCGUUGUGCGGUCGGCACCGCUAUGUUCGCCGGAAAGCUAUUCGUAUGCGGUGGUUACGAUAGGGGAGAGUGUCUGAAGACGGUUGAGGUAUACGACGAGCAGACGAAUAGAUGGCAUAAAUUGGAUCCAAUGUCUGUCCCGCGCGGCCGCUUCGACAUCACUGUCGUCGGCGACAAUGUCUACGCCAUCGGAGGAUGUGACGGUCAGAACGAACUGAAUUCGGCUGAAAUGUAUGACUCGGUGUCGGGCGAGUGGACAUCCAUACCGAACUGUCCGGUCGUCCGUUCCAACGCCGGUAAGACAUAAGUCGAGACAUUAAUACUUAAUGAGCAAAAAAUAACAAAAUGCUAAGAACUGGGUUAAUGUGUUGCUCCGGUAAGUACUGUUGUGGUUGGCAUCCAAUGGUUAUCCCCUAUAUAUUGCCACAAAUCUUCACAGUUUUCUGUUUUGCAGUCCAUUGAGAACUCUAUGCGGUUCGCGACACAACACUAUUGACAU
Molecule: messenger RNA, 563 nt
Organism: Oppiella nova
Lineage: Eukaryota; Metazoa; Arthropoda; Arachnida; Sarcoptiformes; Oppiidae
Source: the annotation of a GenBank genome assembly